GUGGACCUAUACAAACUGUUUACCUGAUAAAAACUCCUCAUUCUUAUCGUCUCUCCUUUUCUCCUUUCUGGCUCCACACUUGGUCAGCAGCUGGUGUCUCAGACCCAAAAAUCUCUCCCUAUUAAUCUUGUUUUUCUCGGGAGGGUUUCUUUUAAGAUCUUUGAAAAUCCCAUUCUGUUGAGUGUUUGAUUGAGGCUGUUCUAAGUUUAAAAUAAAUUUAAUUAGCCUGAUUCAUAUUUCUGCGAAUGGAUAGAUGGGUCACUCUUUUCUACCUCAACUAUUGUUGCUCAGCAUAAAUCUGAUUGGUCAUUGAAGAUAAACUGUGAGACAUUUGAUAGGAAAUUACUUGGAAUAGAAGAUGAACAACUCCUCUACAGGAUCCUCAUCGAAAUCGAAAGCUGGGUCUUCUUCACAGCCUUCGGAAACUUCAUUUAAGCGAAAGCGGGGGAUGUUUCAGAAAGACUUGCAGCACAUGAUGUAUGGUUUUGGCGAUGAUCCAAAUCCUCUCCCAGAGACAGUGGCACUUGUGGAGGAUAUUGUUGUGGAAUAUGUUACGGAUAUGGCACAUAAAGCCCAAGAAAUCGGAUCAAAGAGGGGAAAGCUUUCAGUUGAGGAUUUUUUGUUUCUAAUUCGCAAGGAUCCUCCGAAGCUCAACCGUUGUACGGAGUUGCUGUCUAUGCAAGAGGAGCUAAAGCAAGCAAGGAAGGCUUUUGAGGUAGAUGAAGAGAAGCUAGCGUCAACGGAGUGACAUGGGAUAGGAAUAGUUGACGGGUAGCUGUUUGUAGAUAGUGGAACUGGAUAAAUCAAUCUGAGUUUAAAAAGUUUCUCCGAGCAAAGGUGGUGCAGACCCAUUUGAAAGGAUGGAAUCCAUCAUUUCAUGUUGUAACCAUUGUCAAAGCAUAUGCGGGAAGGAUUGCUGCAAACUUCAGGAAUGCCUUCCCAAGUUUUAAUAGUUGACACACGGAAGUGGACUUUGAGUUGUAAAUUAGCCUUACGGCCGCAUUCUUAAUUAUGGAUCAAGAAUCUUAACUAUUGAUCCAUGCAGAUGGUUAUGCAAGUGCGUAGAACUGUGCUCCGCCCAGUUACUUAGGACAGAAAAACAGCAUCUUGGAUGCUCUAGAGUUUUAGUUUGUUCAUUUCCCAGCGUAUAUGAAUCUCCUUGAGUCUA
Populus trichocarpa (black cottonwood) is the source of this 1168-nucleotide messenger RNA. RefSeq names its product transcription initiation factor TFIID subunit 13. The record is from RefSeq and is a predicted model, not a curated record. The transcript is spliced from 7 exons. Lineage: Eukaryota; Viridiplantae; Streptophyta; Magnoliopsida; Malpighiales; Salicaceae. Bases 359 to 748 code for a protein of 129 amino acids. Gene Ontology annotation, biological process: transcription by RNA polymerase II. Gene Ontology annotation, molecular function: protein heterodimerization activity.